GCGUCAGCGUGGCUGCAAGGUGAAACAUCGCCCAGUCACCUUUUGGAAUUUCGACGACCAAGGAUUGCGUAGAGGGUGUAGAGUCAACGGUGCUGAUUCGAAUUGGCGGCUGACAGGUGCUGUCAGCGUGAUAGUAAUAAUCGCCAGAGCCGCUGCACACUCCGACUGCGCGUUAAAAAUAGAGGAACACUGUUCAAUAUAUCGCGGGAGGGCAAUAGCAGGAAUGGAAAUAUGUCUCGUGUCAUGAAAUAUAUGUAGGGUUCAUCCACUGCCCCUUGAUAGCAAACGACUGCCCUUGCGUCUCAAGAAACUGGCGCCGUGAUCUACUAGCGAAACCUGGCGAAUUCCAACAUGUCGAACUACCACCAUGGAAUCUCCGUAGCGGAGCCCAAUUACGGCUCUUCUUCAACUCACACCCUCACGCCUUGCCAAACGGGUGACCGCGAUGUCGAGAAGGGCUUCGGGAGGGACCAGACCACCGUGUCCAUGCCGUCCGAGUUGUUCGAAAAGCUCUAUCUGACACCCAAGGCCCCGCACGCUGACAAUAAUGUUCGACGUUUCGCUAACCCGACGCCACUUGGCUUCGUUGGUUUCGUUAUAUCGACCUUUACCUUCUCCAUGAUUCUGCUGGGAUUCGGCGGGUCCAGCGGGCUGUCCCCCGUCGUCGGCAUUUUCCUCUUUACCGGUCCUGUUUUGUUGUUCGUCGCCAUGAUCUUUGAGUGGAUCAUGGGCAACUUUUUCCCAAUGAUGGUUAUGGGUCUGUUCACGGUCUUCUGGCUGUCGUUCGGCUUGCUCAAUCUCCCUACGCUUGAGCUCGGGUCGCCCUUUGCAACUCCCAACGAUCCAACUGGUCUCUCUUCACAAGGAUACAAUGCCGCGGUUGCAUUGUACCUGAUCGUUUGGGGAUUUGCUCUGUUCACCUUCUUCAUCUUCACGCUCAGGAUCAAUCUCGUGUUUGCAUCGCUAUUUUUCAUAGUUAGCAUUGGUGCUUGGGUAUUGGGUGCCGCAUACUUCAAGGUAUCCUAUGGCGAUUAUGCGGGUGCUAUGGUCUGCCAGAAGGCCGGAGCAUCACUGUUGUUCGUGGACGGAUUCUUGGGAUGGUAUGCGUGUUUCUCCAUGAUGGCUGCUGAGAUGCACAUGCCACUGAAGCUACCAUUCGGCGAUCUCAGCCACUUCUGGGCAAACUCUCAUGUAGAAAUGAAGUCCGAAUGAUCAACACGGUUCAAAAUCACAAGUAGUGAUGUAUGCCACACGAGAAGCGAAGAUGGGCUACGCAUAGCGUUGUUUUGACGAUACGUUGUAUAUAGAUAUGUUUCAUGGAGUUUUAUGUGUA
Xylaria bambusicola is the source of this 1333-nucleotide messenger RNA. RefSeq names its product GPR1/FUN34/yaaH family-domain-containing protein. The record is from RefSeq and is a predicted model, not a curated record. NCBI's taxonomy places the organism in Eukaryota, Fungi, Ascomycota, Sordariomycetes, Xylariales, Xylariaceae. Bases 352 to 1212 code for a protein of 286 amino acids. The transcript is spliced from 8 exons. Gene Ontology annotation, cellular component: plasma membrane. Gene Ontology annotation, molecular function: acetate transmembrane transporter activity.